Molecule: messenger RNA, 2407 nt
Organism: Oncorhynchus tshawytscha (Chinook salmon)
Lineage: Eukaryota; Metazoa; Chordata; Actinopteri; Salmoniformes; Salmonidae
Product: serine-aspartate repeat-containing protein I
Exons: 4
Coding region: 407-979 (190 amino acids)
Source: RefSeq, a predicted model, not a curated record
CCCCCGAAAGUACCAGCACCCGUCCUCCACUCCCGACACACUCACACUCUCUCUUUCCCUUGCCCUGUGCCUGUCUCUCUCCAUUCUACCAAGUAGCCGGCCAGAUCCUUUCUCUCUCUCUCGCUCUCUCUCUCCUGCCCUGUCGACAUCCAUCAAGCGUUCCACGCCUUUCUCCCUCAGCCUCCAAAGCCGUGCCGUCUGCCGUUACUGCUGCUGACCGUCCGUGUCUCUAACAACAAGUUCCCUGGGACAUUUUUGGAAACUUUUUCCUCAAGACAUUUCUUUUUUUUCCUUUCUCCCUGGAGACGCCAGUGCAUGUGGUGCUGUGUGUGAAAGGGUCUAGUGUUGCUCUUUGCCCUGGGGGUCUCUGUACACCAUUAACCAGAGGAGAAGACUACUUGACAUCAUGAUCAAAGUUCAGCGGCUGCUUCUGCUGGCCCUGGUCGGCCACCUCUGUGCCGUCGCACACGCAAGCACACUGGUGACACCAGUAGAGCUGGUGACAGAUUCCCCUGCUGUUCCCGAGGCCACCGAGGCCCUCAAAGAGGAAGAUCCCGUAGUCACCCAUGCCCCUUCAGCUGAACCCGAAGCUACGGCCGAGGAUGUCGUAACGGACACUCCUGCCGCCGAGGAUGUCGUAACGGACACCCCUGCCGGAGAAGAAACCGCUGCUACUGAGGCUGCUGCCACGGAGGUCGCUCCUGUGGAGACCGAAGCCCCUGCCCCUGCCACUGAAGCUGCCAAGCAGGAGGCGGCCACAACUAACGCCCCUGCCAUCCACACCGAGGCCCCGGCUGUGCCCGAAGCCGAGGCCACGACAGCUGCAGAGGCUAAGGAGGCGGUGGAGGUGGAGGAACCAGAGGAGGGUAUGGGCUCUGGACAAGUGGUUGGUAUUGGGAUUGGUGCAUUGGUGGCAGUGAUCAUUGUCAUCGCCGUGGUGAUCGCCGUGGUGAGGAGAAUGGGCAAAUACUCCCCCUGAGGAGAAAGGCUGCAAGACAGGAAGUCCCCAAAAAGUUCUGGCAAUUCUGAUCUAUGUAACUUCCUGUCAUUAAACAAGCAUUCUACCAGCACUCUAACUUAACCAGGAUCUUGGACUGUUGACAAAAGGAGGGGAAGGUGUGUGGGGGAGGAUGUUUGCCCACUUCUCCUCUUCUCCCCCAAUCCCAAGACGGAGCCAUUGACAUCAACGGUCCUGUACAACCACACAGCAAACCCCCAUACCAACAACCAAACUGAAAAAAAGGUUGCCCACAAGAUGUCAAAGUGAAUUUCAGGGUCUUUCAUUUGGAUUUGUAAAAAUAAGGGAGUAAGGGAUUAUCUCACUUUUGGUAGAAAACGCUCUCUCUUAUGCAAGGGUGUGUACAUUAACACAGAUGUGCAUUAGAGUUGGUGAAGAGGACCUAUACAAGAAAAAAUGGGAAUAUGGAAAAAAGGAGAUGGGAGAGAAUGUUGUGAAUUCCACGGGGUGUAUAUACCAUGCAAAGGGACUAUAGUUAUUACUUUAUCAUAUGUUGCAGUUGCUCACUAUAGCAUUCAGUAUAUGGAACAUUGCAAAGCAGCCAAAGGCUAUUGUGGCCAAUGGACCUAACUGAAAAUCCCUCUGAAAAACCAACCACAUUAGUAUUUUGUCACCUUAACACCUAGCCAAUGAGUCCCUCACUACAGAAAUGUUCCAACAACUAUAUGAAGCACUGUAUGCAGAAGUUGUUUCGACAUUGUGCUCAUGUCCUGGGGGUUAGCGAGGGGCCAAUGAAAAGACGGCUCAUUUGCAAGUGCAACGUGACAUUCUGCCAGCUUUAACACUGACAUAAAAACCUAGUACAUAUCUGUGAAAUUUAGCAGAAGGGUUUGUGCCACUGUCUCUGGUAUUCCAUGGAUAGUUUGGAGAUGUUACUAUUGAAGUACAUUAAUGUGAAUUGACUGUACUUUAACUGCCACCCAUUCCAAUAGGACAGUUUUGACGACUUCAGGUUUCACCAAAAAAUGUGUUCCAUGUACAGGUAGUGGUUAUUAGCCCCCAUUCUGCUAGUAUUGUCUUUUAUAAUGUAUCCACCGUACUUCUGCUUACUUUAGUUGGGAUAGAGUAUACCAAGCAAAAAUACACACACAUUUUCUUUAUAACCGUUAGUAGUCAUUAACGGGUGUAAAAAUCAUUCAGUCUCAGCUUAGCUCCGCUUGCAUUAAGAACUCAGUUAAUAAGUGCACUGAAUGAGUGAUGAUAAUUGUUUAAUGAAUCCGCUUUAGACACUGCAAUCGUUUGCGACGACAUUUAUGUUCUGCUUUUGCUCCAUAUUAUCAACUCUAGGUCUUUCAUUUUACUGUCUGAUUUCUUCAAGUCCUUUUAUUUAAUUGCAUUGUGUUUGUUCAUACGGUUUCAAUAAAAAAGUGAAAACACUCCACAAAUAUA